AUGAUUUUUAUGGAUGAAAUUUCACAAGAUAAAGUUAAUCAAUCAUCAUGUAGUAUUGUUAAUCGAUUUCGUCGUCAAGCAAAUGGUUGUGGUCCAAUGACCUUGAAUAUUGAUGAAUUUCUUCAAAAUAUUGGUGAAGAUGUUUUAAUUGGAUGUUGUAAUGAACAUGAUCUAUGUUAUGAUACAUGUGGUAAAACACAAUUUAUAUGUGAUACAACAUUUCUAAAUUGUAUGACUGAAGCAUGUAAAAAUUUAUCAUUAUCAUCAGAUAUUAGCCGUUGUCAAGGUGAUGCUCGUAUUCUUUUUUGGCUUGUAUUUUUUGGUGGUCAACCUUCUUAUGAACAGGCACAACAACAACAUAAUUGUACCAUAUCAAAGAAAAUAACAAACAAUAUAUUAAUUGAAACUAUAAAACAACAAUAA
Messenger RNA from Rotaria sp. Silwood1, 423 nucleotides. The record is from the annotation of a GenBank genome assembly. Lineage: Eukaryota; Metazoa; Rotifera; Eurotatoria; Philodinida; Philodinidae.